AUGAGUCCUUCCAUAACUUCUCUGUCAGAGUCAACAUCCUCUGACUCUGAUUCAUCAAAGAGCUCGCCGACAAGCGAGAGCUCUCCCAAGAAAAAGAAGCUGGGCGAGACAGGCUCUUCGACUGCUACGGGCGAGGGAUCCAUCACGUCCGCCCCGGCUGCCCCGGAAAGCGCACGUGACUCCUUGGUGCCCGAUCAUCAUGGUGAGGCGGACACUUCCCCUGCUGUGGAUAUUUCCCGCCCCUUGGACUCAACGGCGGGUCAGCAGCCUCCGCCUACUGGCCGCCCGCUGUCUCCUCCGCCCGUCCAGACUGCUCACGAUUCACCUCCCCCUAACUCUCCUAGGGUUGGCGGCGAGGAAGAGAGGCUUUCCUUAGACCACCCAAAGGACCCCUCUAGCAGCUCUUCCGUCAAUCCCUUCUCCUUCUUACUCUCUCAUCCCUACCUCGAGAAAUUGAGGGAAGUCCCCAGCCAAAACCCGCUUGCUCAAGAAGUUUUGUCAAGUCUUCUUCGUGCCGGUUGCCUGUUCGCUCAGGUGGCUUGGCAGGCUCGGCCCCUUACUGGAAUUGCGGGGCUCCGUCAAGAGGUGGAAAAGUUGCAUUCCAUCAACCUUCAAGCCAACGAGACCUGCUCCAAGUUGUCAGCCCAGCUAGCCACUGAGGUAGACAGGACAAAGAAGAUGCAGAAAAAGCUGGCGGAAGCAACGAUUGCAAAGGCUACGGCGGCCGAGAAAGAGAGGCGGCUUGAGAACCAAGUCGAGGGACUCCGCAAGGACCUUAGUGCCAAGGAGACCGCUAUUGCUUCCCAGGAAGAAAACCUUGCUGCCAAAGAUAAGGAGAUCGCCGAUCUGCGUGAGAGGCUGGCGGCCAAAGGUGAGUUACUUGCUGAGGCCCGGUCAGAUUUGGAAUCGAAAUGCAAACUUUUGGCCGAGAAGGAUGCCCAGGCCAUCGCCUUGGAAGAGCAGAUAAGGAGAGAAGCUGCUUUCGCGACAACCAACAAACGUAUCCGCGGCUUCCUAAUUUGCAAAGCUCAGGUCAAGCACCUCCAUCCGAAUGUCGACCUUGAACCCCUGUGA
Molecule: messenger RNA, 1074 nt
Organism: Lotus japonicus
Lineage: Eukaryota; Viridiplantae; Streptophyta; Magnoliopsida; Fabales; Fabaceae
Exons: 2
Coding region: 1-1074 (357 amino acids)
Source: RefSeq, a predicted model, not a curated record